AAGGAAUUAUGUUAGCUUAAAGGAUGAAUGUCACUUUGGAAUGUUCAGCCUUCUUUACUCUAUCUGGCCUGUAGAGAAGGAAUUUGUUUUAUCACUGUCCUGUGACAGUUGGACAGUGGGUUGCAUAUUUCCUUGUAAGGUUUAUCCUUCAGCGUGCAUCUGUUUUUAGGAAUAGAAGAGAUAAAGAGAACUAUAAAGACUGACACAACUUAGCCAAUUGGCAUUUGUUUCCAAUCACAGCUCCACCAAAUGGCAAGCAGGAAAGCAGCUCGAGGGAAAGCUUCAUCCAAACAGAACCAACGAAGCUCCUCAAAUGUCUUCUCCAUGUUUGAGCAGUCUCAAAUUCAAGAGUUCAAGGAGGCCUUCGGCUGCAUUGAUCAAAACCGUGAUGGAAUCAUCAGUAAACAGGACUUGAGGGAAACCUUUAUGCAGCUGGGUAAGUUGAAUACCAAUGAUGAAGAAUUGGAAGCGAUGUUGAAAGAGGGAAAGGGACCAAUGAACUUUACAGUGUUCCUCAGUCUCUUUGGAGAAAAACUGAAUGGGACUGACCCAGAAGAAACUAUUGUGAACGCCUUCAAACUGUUUGAUCCACAAGGAACAGGGCAUGUCAAGAAGGAUGAAUUUAAGAGACUCCUGAUGACACAAGCUGAUAAAUUCAGUGCAGAUGAGGUAGAACAGAUGUUUGCUGUGACUCCCAUUGAUGUUGCAGGAAACAUUGAUUAUAAAUCACUGUGUUAUAUCAUCACACAUGGAGAUGAGAAAGAAGACGCCUAGUUUGAAUGUUGUUGGUGUCUGGCUUCUGCAGUCAUCAAUGAAAAAUCAGUGAUAAUGAUCAUUGUGAAUCAGUGCUAAAUAAAACAUGGCUACUCAAAA
Messenger RNA from Rhincodon typus (whale shark), 873 nucleotides. RefSeq names its product myosin, light chain 7, regulatory (gene myl7). Gene Ontology annotation, molecular function: calcium ion binding. Bases 250 to 774 code for a protein of 174 amino acids. Gene Ontology annotation, biological process: heart contraction; cardiac muscle tissue development. NCBI's taxonomy places the organism in Eukaryota, Metazoa, Chordata, Chondrichthyes, Orectolobiformes, Rhincodontidae. Gene Ontology annotation, cellular component: myofibril; cytoplasm. The record is from RefSeq and is a predicted model, not a curated record. The transcript has 7 exons.